AUGGAAAAGUUUUGCUGGGUUCAGUUAAUCGCGGUCUUUCUCGGGCUGAAUCAACAAGCCGUCGGUGGAUAUUCUCUCGGCGAUGCAGGCCUUUCCGCCCGAGGAAAAGAGAACUGUGACCCGGCGCCUCUCAUUAAGUACCACGAGGGACAGAAGGAGUGUAUGUACAUAGACCCUACAGGAGCCAGGAAAAUAGGCUUCGGAUAUGGCCUAGACAGAGCUGAUGCCAAAAAGGUGAUAGCGAAUCUCGGUGUAAACUUCACCAAGUUGUACAACGGACCAGCCACGCCCUUCGGAUCAGCCUGUCAGUGCAGUGACGUCAUCUGUAUCAGCGAGCAGCAGAUUUCACAGCUGUUGAAGGUGGCACUAGCUCAGGCCACGUCUGACGCACGCAAGGCGUUCAGCAGGUUUGACGAACUGAGCUGUAACGUGCAGAACGUGCUGGUGGAUAUGUCCUAUCUGUGGGGGUAUGCAGAUGUGAAAGGUUACUUCGGCGCGUUCCUGGCGUGGCUGGGGAUCGGGAACUGGCACGCCGCGGCAGACGACCUGUCCCUGACGGAGUGGUGCAUGCACUACGACCCGGGGAACAUGAAGAGAUGCAUGGACGACGUGAAAUACGUCAAGAUGGGCAGCACCUGUUUCCAACCUUUCACAAGGAGCUGCAAUUCCUCGUCCUGCUGCAAGGAGGUGGAGACCUGUUGCAUGGACAGCUGGCGCUUUGUGGAGUACGUGGAACGGACCUUGCCGGAGUACCUGUGCUGUCCCUACCCGAACGCCGAGUGCUGUCCCGGCAGGAACGCCUGCUGUCCCCACGGCUACCCGAACUGCUGUCCGACCUACUGCUGUCCUCCGGGCUACCCUGUGUGCAAGGACAAGAAGUGCUUCUCUGUGGACGGCCUGGAGAUGGCCGAGCCGCAUCAAGAUGGGAUAGGAGAAUAUUAGCUUGUACAUGCAAGACAGUAACUUCCUGGAAAUUUUUUGUUAACUUCAUAGGAAACUACAUGUAAUAGUGCUGUUUUCCUUUGGUUCUAUAUUAUACCGAAUGUAAACGUUAUCACACAACAAUUCUACAAGGUACAAAGUAUGGAUUUAUAUGCAACUCAGUACUAGUUGUAUCUAGAAGGUUGUUUUUCAUAGAUGGACAAUUUCUUAAUCUCCAAGCAGAUUCGGUGGGGCAAAGGGACUUUAUGUUCAGUCAGGCGGCCAACAUAAAGUCCCCUUGCCCCACCAAAUCACAUUCUCAUACAGUUGAUGCAAAUCUUGAAAAAAGAACAUGACAAUAUUUUGAUAGAAUUGAAUUUAUUGACCUUCACAAAAACUGUACACUAUUUGUGCCUCACAUCAACAAUAACAAAAAAAAAGGUUGAACACAGGCUUUGGUGGAAUAAAGUAACCACGAAAGACCACAAGCCAGGACAGAGGUAAGAGUUUAUGCAUCCCAUUUCAUACCGUAACACUGGAAAAUUAGGACAAAGCGCUGUACGUCCUUAAAUUGUCUGCAUACAAAUCAUUGUCAUAGUCCUGAAUCACCUGAGUCCACAGUCAGGAAUUAUAUUACCUCCAACUGCAAAGCAGAAUAGAAAACCAAAAAAAAAAA
Messenger RNA from Branchiostoma belcheri (Belcher's lancelet), 1597 nucleotides. RefSeq lists its product as uncharacterized. The record is from RefSeq and is a predicted model, not a curated record. Lineage: Eukaryota; Metazoa; Chordata; Leptocardii; Amphioxiformes; Branchiostomatidae. Gene Ontology annotation, molecular function: lysozyme activity. Bases 1 to 942 code for a protein of 313 amino acids. The transcript has 5 exons.